Phytophthora sojae is the source of this 2514-nucleotide messenger RNA. RefSeq lists its product as hypothetical. Gene Ontology annotation, cellular component: plasma membrane. NCBI's taxonomy places the organism in Eukaryota, Oomycota, Peronosporomycetes, Peronosporales, Peronosporaceae. The record is from RefSeq and is a predicted model, not a curated record. Gene Ontology annotation, molecular function: calcium-activated cation channel activity. The coding region runs from base 1 to 2514 and encodes 837 amino acids. The transcript is spliced from 2 exons.
AUGGGCACCACGCAGCAAGAUGCGGCUGCUGCGAACGCCAACCCGAGCGGCACCAUCAAGACGAGUGUGUCCAUCUACUUGCCGAUACUGGUGGCUGGGUUUCUGCUCUUCGAGUGUCUUCGUCGACGUUUCCGUCGCGUCUACGACAGUCGUCGUGAAGAAGAGGACAUUUUCAACACUUCCGCCUUGAACUCUCGUCGAGAUGGGCUCUUCCGCUGGAUUCCAGCGGGUUUCCGAGUGUCGGACGAUGAAAUCCUGGAGAGAUGCGGACUGGAGACGCUGACGUAUCUUCGGUUCUUGAGACUUGGACACAAGUUGGCACUUUUGGCGGUGGGGUGCUCGGCAGUGCUCUUCCCUUUCAAUUUACCCGAACGCAGUGACCGGCUGUGGGCUCCGACUGUCGUCGCGUUCGUCAUGGCGACGUACGCGAUGCGGCUGCUGGUCACCGAGUACAAAUUGUACGUGCGCUGCCGCCACCAAGUGCUGGGUAAAAUGGAGGCGCCGCAGUACUCGGUGCUAGUGAAUGAUUUACCCCUGCAUUUAAGGACCCGACAAACUUUGGAGAAAUACAUGGGGAAGAUAUUCCCGUCGUCGAUCCGACAUGUGUAUGUGGCACUGGAAUGCGCCACGCUGGAGACGCUGGUGUGUCAACGAGAGCAAGCUCGUGGGGCUCUGGAACAUGCGUUGGCAAAGUGUGAGCGCUCGCGUAAAAGACCGCGACACCGUGAGGGAAGGUCGUGGCUCGGGAUGUUGAUGUGUAAAUCUGGUAGUCGAGGAGAGUUGGUCGACAGCAUUGAUCACUAUCAAGAGCGACUGGCGCAGCUGAAUGAAGAAGUGGCGAGGGAGAUUCAAAGUAUUGACGACGCACAGGCGCAACUUGCGGUCCAAGUGGAGGAGCACGAAAGAGAAAUGGGGAGUAUUGAUGAUGGGGACGAGCUACAGUUGCCGGAGACUGAAGGACGCUGGAGGCAGGUUCUGAAGAAGCCAAAGACUGAUGGGGAUCCUAAGAAGACUCCGCUAUUAAAUCGCCGAGAAAGGAUGGAACACAUGAGCAGCAGUUUCGGUGGAGAUGACGAGGAUAAUAUUGACGAGAAGAAAGCGCGGCGUCACGAACGAGAAAUGAGCCAGGAUGAGCGUGAGCAGAUCCGCAAGCAGCGUCCUAUUCGGGUGAUGCGGCGGGCUGCUUUUAUUUCGUUCUCGUCGCUGAUGUCGGCACAAGUGGCGCAGCAGACGCUACAGUCCAAGGAUCCUGCCUGCAUGGCUGUUGCCCCCGCGCCACAUGCGGAUGAUAUCAAUUGGGACAACAUUGGACUUCGUUAUCGAACUCGGGCCUUGGGAAUGCUCGUGUCCUCGCUGAUUUCGGCCACUAUUGUGCUUUUCUGGACGAUUCCGACUGCGUUUGUAGCCUCGCUGGCUACUGUCGAGUCUCUUCGACGUGCUUUGCCUUUCCUGAACAAAGCAUUCGACGAGUACCCAAUUCUCCAAGACAUUUUCAAGCAAAUUGCACCGUUGGCCCUUGUGGCAUUGAGUGCAUUGGCUCCAAUUGUGUUCAAUUUUCUAUCGAGGCGAGAAGGGCACCCGUCCAAUACAGAGGUUCGAGCCGCAUUGUUUACGAAGCUGGCGUACUUCCAGCUUGUCCAGAUAUUUUUCGUUACUGUGAUUGUCGGCACCAUCUUGGACAGUCUCAAGGAGAUUCUGGACCAGCCAAAGAAGCUCGUGUCGAUGCUUGGCCGCAGCAUGCCUCAACAGUCAACGUUCUUUAUCUCGUACGUGAUCGUGCAGACGGGUCUUGGGCUGGUGUUGGAGCUGCUCCGUGUGGUUCCGUUGGUCCUCUCGGCGUUCUUUGCACUUCUAGCACCGAAGCACACGCGACGCGAGCGCUACUCGCCAUGGCUUGGAUUACGGGAUAUCGCGCAGACAGACCCCUUCGACCCGACCAACAACCUUGCAGACUGUUUCCUCGUUCUACUCGUUACGCUGACAUUCGCACCCAUCGCGCCUUUGGUUUGCUACUUCACUUGGUUCUUCUUCCUCAUGGCUGAAAUUGUGUACCGCCGACAAGUUCUCUGCGUGUACAAGCCGAUGUAUUAUGGGCUUGGAGCUUACUGGCCGCGCGUGUUCAAGUUUUGUAUCAUCGCGCUCAUUGUGGGUCAGCUGACACUCAUCGGAAUACUGUCUCUCAAGAAGGCAACGGUACAGCCGAUUUUUAUCAUUGUGCUCAUCGCCAUCGUGUUACUGUUCAACUACAACGUGCUUACACUCUACCCACCGGUGGCCAAGUAUCUGCCGCUGACGGAAUGUGUUCGCCUGGAUACCGCACGAGGUCUCCGAGACCCAACGGCACCCAAGUUCUUCUUCCUGGAUAACGUUUAUCGCCAGCCUGCCAUGAACGAGCGAGUGCCUCUGCGUGCAGACUAUCGGAUGCUGGUCGGUGACUACAGCGAGGAAACCGCCUUAAUCUCGCCCGAAAUUCACUCGCCGGAGGACCAGCAUUUGUUUGCGAAUGUCGUCUGA